Messenger RNA from Lindgomyces ingoldianus, 915 nucleotides. RefSeq lists its product as uncharacterized. The record is from RefSeq and is a predicted model, not a curated record. Lineage: Eukaryota; Fungi; Ascomycota; Dothideomycetes; Pleosporales; Lindgomycetaceae. The transcript has a single exon. The annotation marks the transcript as partial.
AGUGGCGGGAGUAUCCCGCACGUUGCCAUUUGGGGUGAAGAUGGCGCUCGCAUCUCCCAAUAUAAGGGAAGUGCGAAUGGUCAUAUUUGCAAAGGAGAGACUUGGCAAACAGUUGUGGACAAUUACCAAAACGGAAUGAGGCCAGCGAACCCUAGCUAUAUUUCCGUUGUCAUGCAGGAAAAUGACGCCAUUUGCGUUGCUGCCAUAUCGGUCUCUGGCAACGGCCAGCAGUGGACUUGGACCGGAGACAUGGCUUACACUUGCGGUGCCCAAUGGAUGGAAAGCGAUUACACCUUCCAAGGAUCCAAUGUGCCCAUUCGAUGUGCAUGGCUAGACGCAGAUCAUACCAACGGUGUUAUUGCAAACGGAAUGAGUAUGCAUAUCCAAGAUUUCACGGCCGAUCCGGGUCUGGUUGCACAGUAUCAAGAAAACACGGACAGACUAUGCAAAAAUACCAAAAGAUUCACCUUCUGGCCUGGUACUGUUCCGGAUGCGACGAUCCCAAUAUUCACGCCGCCCUUAGAGUACACAAGGAACACGAACGAAAACAACCCUGACCCUACAGCGCCAGAUAUGUCAGGUUCACUGAAAGAGCCAGAUCGUGGAAAAGAUAGAGGGAACAGGGCCUACCCCGAUGGCACAGACUUGAAGGGCUGGAGCAUUGCCCGCAAGAAACGGCACGCGAAGGACUCCAAGAGCCGCAGAGGUAUCAAACAAGCCUUAAGUGAAACUCUCGUUGUCAGCCACUUCCCCAGCCACAGCGCUAGAGAGAUGUGCGAGGAUCCGAUGGCUUUCAGUUGGGACUUUGUGUCGGUCCAAGAAGGCCUUCUCUGCGACAUGACUCUUCGGAAGCUCUGGCCAGUUUGCACUCCGAGUCUCAAGACAGAGUGCUUCGACGUUUCCAAUGUAACUCUG